Diabrotica virgifera virgifera (western corn rootworm) is the source of this 1292-nucleotide messenger RNA. Its product is annotated as putative nuclease HARBI1. The transcript has 2 exons. NCBI's taxonomy places the organism in Eukaryota, Metazoa, Arthropoda, Insecta, Coleoptera, Chrysomelidae. Bases 182 to 1204 code for a protein of 340 amino acids. The record is from RefSeq and is a predicted model, not a curated record.
GCUGGAUUCGCGCCAGUCGCUUUCACAGUGAUCUCACACUCGAAUGACGCAUGCCCUGUUUAGAUAUUUUCGAACGUUCGCCGGAGAAGGUAUAUGCAUGCUCUGGCGAUUCGCCCGUCAAUUUGAAAUACGUUUGCGAUGGACGAUUUACAUCAAUAUUAUGUAGUUAACCGAGAAAUAAAUGAACAAAACGAUAUACAUAUUACAAGUACCCAGAAGAUAUAUAAGGGACAUGCAAAAUCCAUUACAGUUUUAUAGUGAUAAUGAAUUUAGAAAAAGGUAUAGAUUUCGAAAACAAACAGUUAUUGAAAUAAUGUUGCCAGUAAUAUAUGAUGAAAUGGUGAAAAUUAAUCGACGUGGAUUACCGUUUCCACCCAUUUUAUGUCUUUUAGUUGCCUUGAGAUUCUAUGCUACUGGAAAUUUUCAGAUUGUAACUGGAGAUCUUAGAGGAUUUUCACAACCCACGGUUUCGAGAUGCAUUUUUAAAAUUUCCCGGUUACUUGCUCAGCUAUUACCCACAUAUAUAAAAUUUCCUGAAGGUCUCGAAAACCAGAGAAAGAACCAAAGGCUGUUUUACGCUAUUGCCAAUUUUCCCAAAGUAACAGGGUGUAUAGACUGUACCCACAUACCAAUAAAAAGUCCUGGAGGGAAUAUGGCCGAGGUAUAUAGAAACAGGAAAAGAUAUUUUUCAAUAAACGUCCAAGUAGUGGGUGGACCCAAUUUAGAAAUUUUCGAUGUUGUAGCUCGUUGGCCUGGAAGAGAACAUGAUUCGAUGAUUUUCAAUAAUAGUUCAGUGAAACACCGUUUCGAGAAUGGCAGUUUAACAGGAUUUCUUCUUGGAGAUAGUGGCUAUGCUUGUUUACCGUAUUUAAUGACGCCUCUUUUAAAUCCUGGAAUUGAACAAGAAGUAAGGUAUAACAGAUCUCAUAUUAGAACGAGAAAUACCGUUGAGAGAUUGUUUGGAUUGUGGAAAAAAAGAUUUUGUUGUUUGAGUCGGGGUUUAAAUAAUAAAUUGGAAAGAGUUCCAGAAAUAAUUGUGGCAUGUGCAGUUCUUCACAAUAUUGGGAUCAAAGUGAAUGAUGUAAAUGAUGAACAAGAUAAUGUGGAAGAAGAACUAGAUGAUAAUGAACCUCACAUACCGAAUCAAGCUCAAAAUAUUGGACAUAUUGUACGAAGAAGACUCAUUGAACAACAUUUUAAUUGAUUUCAAUUUUAUGUUACACCGUUUGGCGCUCUUUCACUUCGCUGUGUUGAAGUAAUUGAUAAAUAUCUACAAUUCUCCCUUUUUAAAA